Molecule: messenger RNA, 1181 nt
Organism: Prosopis cineraria
Lineage: Eukaryota; Viridiplantae; Streptophyta; Magnoliopsida; Fabales; Fabaceae
Exons: 2
Coding region: 181-996 (271 amino acids)
Source: RefSeq, a predicted model, not a curated record
GUAUUUUGGAGACGACGCACAAAAAGCAACCGCUACUCUGGGCACUCUCAACGUCUCAACGGUGUGCCGAACUAUUCUAAUUUUGAUCUCCUCUGAAGAACUUUGAAAAGCACAAAGAACAAAAAGAGCAAGACGACCACUCCGCAGAGAAAGAUAAUCGCGCUCUUCACUCACAGAAGAAUGGAGUAUCAGAACUUUGGAAGGCAACAGAGAUCUAAAGGGGCCAACAUGAAGCAGGCACUACUGGUGAUGCUGCUUGUGAUUGGCUGUGCUUGGUUGAUGUACCAGAUUAACCACCCAGGAAAGAAACCAGACAACUAUGGUGGUCUGCCCAAGCCUGUUGAGCAAUAUGGGCUAGUUUCCUUGGGGCGUAAAGGGACACCUUCAUGGCUGUAUGAAAUUCAGUUUCCUACCUUAGGAAAAGUACAUAUAGGAGAACCUGAGAAGAUCAAUGGUGGAAGGAACGAUAAAAAUUCUGGAAAUAUUGAUGAUAGAUCAAGCAGAAGCGAGUCGGAUGACAAAGGGGAAGGCAAUUUGGAGAACUCUAAGAUACCUUUUUUCAAUGAUUCUCAGAGUAAUGAGAAGGAAGCAGAAGUACAAAUUAGAGGAUCACCAAACGGUAUGCAACUACAGAUGAGAAUGAACACAGAACCAGAUGGCUCCAUUAAGGAAAACGAAGAGGUUGAAGAACCUAAAACCUUGGCAGUUCAGGAUUGGGCACAUAUAUUUGAUGAUGAAAAUGGUGUUCCUCCUGAUGUUAAUGACACUGAGGCAAUAGGCGGCGAGGCACAGAUAAUGAUAGAGAUGGUGCAUGAUGGAAACAUAUCCAAUGAUAGCAAGGAAAAUGGAGAAAUCAAAAGCAACCUUUAUGAAGUCAAAUCUUCGUCUUCAGAAAACGAGAAUUUUGAAGUGACUUUGAGAGGCUCAAAGUCGACGGGCGUAAUAGUUGAUCCAGACGUAAAUUCUCAAAGUGCCAUUGCUCAUGUCGAUACAUGAGUUCUGAAAAAUGUUAACUCCGUUUCUCAUAAUUGUAAAUAAGAACUCAGAAUCACUAGGUGUCAUUAGCAGCGAACAAAAAGCUGCGAGCGACGGAAUAUCUUUCUUUCUUUCUCUUUCUAUUUCUUAUUUUCUAGAAGAAACCAGUAGCUAGCUGCAUGAUUUUUGAUGGAGGCUUUCACACA